UCUCACUAAGUAGAAAUUAGAAAGCAAAUAUACUAGUAGAUUCACAAUACUCAGCACGAAUUUGUUGUCACUGAUCUUCAUUCUUGAUUUAUUUUACUGAGGAGCUCUUUGUUGUGUUCUUGCAAGGCUUGGUAAAAUAUGGACUUUGCUAGUAUGGACCGUGCACAACUCACUCUGGUGGGAUCAGGAUUUUCUGCUUUGCUUUCAAUGCAUUUCACGAUACAGCUCUUGUCGCAACACCUCUUCUUCUGGAAAAACCCAAAGGAGCAAAAGGCAAUAAUCAUGAUUAUAUGUAUGGCUCCCCUUUAUGCCAUUGACUCGUUUGUGGGUUUGUUAGAUAUUCGUGGAAGCAAAACAUUUUUCAUGUUUCUAGACUCAGUUAAAGAAUGCUACGAGGCUGUGGCAAUUGCCAAAUUUUUGGCUUUGAUGUAUUGUUAUUUGAAUAUAUCCAUCAGCAAAAACAUUGUGCCUGAUGAAAUCAAGGGGAGGGAAAUUCAUCAUUCCUUUCCAAUGACUCUAUUUCAGCCCCGCACUGCUCUCUUAGAUCACCGGACACUGAAACUUCUCAAGCAUUGGACAUGGCAGUUUGUCAUCAUCCGUCCAGCAUGCUCUAUCUUGAUGAUCACGUUACAGAUUCUUGGGUUGUAUCCGAGUUGGCUCAGCUGGACGUUUACCAUCAUUCUCAAUAUUUCAUUCUCAGUGGCCAUGUACUCCUUGGUUGUUUUCUACCAUGUUUUCUCAAAGGAACUGCAGCCACACAAACCACUUUCAAAGUUCAUCUGCAUCAAAGGGAUAGUUUUCUUCAGCUUUUGGCAGGGGUUGCUGGUUAAAAUUCUAGUCUCGUGGGGAAUUAUCAAAUCUCACCAUUUUUGGUUGGAUGUGGAGCACCUUCAGGAAGCCAUUCAGAAUGUUUUAAUUUGUGUGGAGAUGGUUUUCUUUUCUGUUAUGCAGCAAUAUGCAUACCAUGUGGCUCCUUACAGUGGUGAUGUCGAAGCAAAGUUGAAACUGAAAAAGGAUGACUAAGUUGAUG
Molecule: messenger RNA, 1030 nt
Organism: Solanum verrucosum
Lineage: Eukaryota; Viridiplantae; Streptophyta; Magnoliopsida; Solanales; Solanaceae
Exons: 5
Coding region: 139-1023 (294 amino acids)
Biological process (GO): transport
Molecular function (GO): transporter activity
Source: RefSeq, a predicted model, not a curated record